CGUAAUGAGUUUGGGGAGCUCAGACAUGACUGGAAGUGCAUUGGGAACUGUCUUUUCCCUCCUGCUCCUUGCCUCUAAUAUACAAGGUCGCCAGGAUGUUGAAGUGUUCCAUAAUGAAAAGAUGGAGGCAGUAGAGGGCCAGGAUGUUACCUUACCCUGUACUGUAAAAAGCAGUGCUGAUAUCCAGAUUGUCGUUAUUGAAUGGAGUAAGAAUAGUAACAACAGCAACGAAAAGCUGGUUGUGUUUAAUCCAGUCUUCGGAGUCCACCAUUUUUGGCCUAAUGUCACCAUCCAAAUUGAGAACAAGUCAAUGGGCUCCAAUCUAAAACUUUCUGGGGUGACAAAAUGGGACAGUGGUAUCUAUAUUUGUGAACUUACAAUGUUUCCCAUGGGUGCCAUCAAGAGAGAAACAGAGCUAACAAUCAAAGAUGCUGGUGUUAAAUUAAUGUGUGAUAAGAAUAGCACAGUUGAGGUCCAUGCUGGAGGAAAUGUGACCAUUCACUGCACAGCGUCCCCUAAUGCAAAGUUCAAGUGGAUCAAGAACGAGGAGCUGGUGUCAAAGAAUGACUCUUUGGAGCUCUUGUGCGUGACUGAUGCUCACGCGGGGAUUUACACGCUGACUGUCGAAACAGGAAGCAAAGAUCAGCACACAGAGUUUAUCAUCACAGUGGUAACAGCAACCACAAGCUUAAGGACAGGUGAGCUUCAUUUUUUUUCUGCUAUUUUUCUCUUUGUGUCGUAUUCAAUUUCAGCAUUUCCUCAGGGCUGGAUUAACAAUCUAGCAGAGGGCCCAAGAGACUGAAUGACUUAAUAAACUGCACUGGACCAGGGAGCUGAUACUUGACUUUUGUUAUUAUAGUGCAGCUCACUCAAUUUUAAUUUUAAUUAGCUGAAAGGAAAGGGAGAGAUUCAAAGGAUUUUGAAGCUGCCAGCCAUGUUAUGAGAACAUACCAGUAACUGUGAAUAAAAUGAGAACUACAGAACUUUUAGAGUGAAACUCUCA
Morone saxatilis (striped sea-bass) is the source of this 1003-nucleotide messenger RNA. Its product is annotated as nectin-3-like protein. Gene Ontology annotation, biological process: inflammatory response; cell-matrix adhesion. Bases 5 to 802 code for a protein of 265 amino acids. The record is from RefSeq and is a predicted model, not a curated record. The transcript has 4 exons. Lineage: Eukaryota; Metazoa; Chordata; Actinopteri; Moronidae.